This is a messenger RNA of Cheilinus undulatus (humphead wrasse), 2940 nucleotides long. Its product is annotated as GTPase IMAP family member 8-like. The record is from RefSeq and is a predicted model, not a curated record. The transcript is spliced from 6 exons. Lineage: Eukaryota; Metazoa; Chordata; Actinopteri; Labriformes; Labridae. Bases 96 to 2639 code for a protein of 847 amino acids. Gene Ontology annotation, molecular function: GTP binding.
AGAGGAAGUUGUUCUAAGUUGCUCUAAGGAAGUUGCUCUACUUUUAAACCUCCGAUCAUCAAGCAAAGAAGAGUGACAGAGAAAAAGCUGUAUCAAUGGAAACCACUGUAAAUGAACACACUCAUUACGGCUCUGAAAGGAGCCCAUCCUGUCCAGAGCUGAGGAUCGUGUUGGUAGGAGGGGAAGAAUUAAAUGGUCAGUCCAGCACUAUAAGUGAGACUGGGAACAUCAUACUGGGCCAACAUGUUUUUGAGACCGACAGGAGAACGGCUCAGAGUGUUGUGAGGCAGCAGGAAGUCCACGGCAGACGAGUCACCGUGGUUAACACCCCUCACUGGUUUUGGCACUAUCCACGAGAAAACACGGCACUCCUGGAUCAGAUGGAAAUCCAGAACAGUGUCCACCUGUGUCCCCCGGGGCCCCACGCCUUUCUCCUUGUCAUUCCCAUCGGCGUCCCAUUCAUUCCAGUCAUAAAGCUUUCACUCAUGGAGCACCUGCAGCUUUUCCAUGAGGAGUUCUUUAAGCACACCAUCAUGGUAUUUACCGUGGAAAGACCAAGCUUUAAGAGAUUUGUGGAGGAAGACAUCGGCUUCUGGCCUGAUCUUCUGUGGGUUCUUCAACAGUGUGGAAACAGGAAGCAUGCCCUCAAUAUCAGAGACCAACAGGAUGGCACUCAAGUCCAGACGCUCUUGGAGAAAAUAGAAGCAAUGGUGGUAGAAAACGCUGGAAGAGCCUACUCUGUUGAUGCAGCUGAAGGGAGAGCUCUCACAGAGAAGAUGAAGACGAUUGCUGAGAGAGCCUCGAAGAGGUUUUCUGAAGUCCAGAGGAGGAGACGAACACUCCGAGCUCUGAUCCAAGGUGGCAAAAUCCCUCCAAGACAUUUAAGACUGGUGCUGGUUGGAGCUCAGGGGUCAGCCAAGAGCUCAGCAGGCAACAUCAUCCUGAAAAAACAAGUUUUCUCUGUAAGUCUUAGAAAGAAAACAGACACAUGUGAAAUCAGCCACAGCAUGGUGGCUAACAGGCAGCUCACGGUGGUCGAUUCUCCCGGCUGGAUGUACAACCACACCCUCCAAGACACCAAUGAGAUGGACAGACAGGAAAUAGCGGGCAGCGUGCAUCUGUGCCCUCCAGGACCCCACGCAGUCCUCCUCGUGGUCGGCCUCUCUUCUGCAUUCAAUGCCUCGUACCAGAGAGCGCUCCAGGAGCACAUGAAUCUGUUCACGGAGGACGUCUGGAAGCACACGAUGGUUCUGUUCACCAGAGGAGACUGGCUGGGGUCCAAGACGGUGGAGGAGCGAAUAGAGAGCGAAGAAGGCCUGCAGUGGCUGGUGGAGAAGUGUGGGAACAUGUACCACGUCCUGGAUAACACCAACCAGCUCCAUGAGACACAGGUGACGGAGCUUUUAGAGAAGAUAGAGGAGAUGUGGGCGGGAAAGGAAGAGCCUCAUUAUAAAGGAGACCUGAGCUGUGAAGAGCAGAUGGAGGCGAGGAGAGAGGCCCAACUAAAGGCGGCAAAAAGGAUUCAAAAGACGAGCCAAAUACAAUCAAGGAUCCUGAAAGAGUUGUUCAGAGUGGACAGGAGGCACAUCACUGAAAUGAGGAUUAUACUGAUCGGCAGAAAAGAGUCGGGGAAGAGUAUGGCUGCUAACAGGCUGGUUUCUGAAAGGCUGUUUGGUCCAUCUUUGAUGACGAAGGAGUUCCAAAACCAGAAAAGAACCACAAUGUCUGUGAAACACCAGAAAAAUUUCUCUGGAUUAAACGUCUCUGUUGUCGAGACACCGGGCUGGCUGGCUGAUGAAGAAACACCAGACUGGCUCAAAAAAGAAGUCCUUCGUAGUGUCUCCAUGUGUGCUCCAGGUCCACACGCUUUUCUCCUGGUCGUUCCCGUUUCCAAAGCCUUCAGAGAGGCAGAUGCCAAGGCAGUGGUGGAGCUCUUGGAGCCACUCGGUGAGAGGGUCUGGAGACAUUGCCUGGUGCUGUUCACAUGGGCCGACUGGCUCAGCGGCAGGACCAUCGAGGACUACAUCGCCGCAGAGGGUGAGAACCUCCAGCAGCUGGUGGAGAAAUGCGGGAACGGAUACCAAGCUUUCAGCUACAAUCAUGGUUUUAACAACGUAGAAAUAUUGCAGAAAAUAGACCUUAUGAUCACACGCAAUAAGGGCUGCUGCUUCACUACUGAAGAUAACUGGGUGAAAACGGAGCCAGAGCUGACAGAGGCGGAGUGGAACCAAAGGGAGCAGGAGCUGUUAGACCAGGUGUUGAAAGCUGUAACACGAGCACUUGAGGAACCAGCAAAUCCACCUGCUAAAGUGGCAAAUAGCAUGGAUGGAGCCUUCAUCCCAAGCAUGGGUGGAGACGCUCUCUCAGAAGUCGGCAGCACUCUCUGGACUCACAGAGACCAAGCCAGAGUGGCUGAAUGGCUGCGAUUUCGAGCUGGAAACUCUGAAGUCACCUCUGGCAUCGGCAGCAUGAGUGCCUCGGCCAGUCAUGUGGAGAGUUUGGAUGUAAACCCGCUGGCAGAUCACCAUCAGAUGGAGGACUUCUUCCCAGAAGAAGACCAAAUGAUGUUGGAUAGUGGUCUUCAUGGCAUCAUCCCCACAGACUCUAUUCUACUAAACUAUCGGAGGCACUCUUUCUAAGUAACUGCUCUGUUUUUUCUGUCUUUGUUAAUUAUGCUGCUGCCUGUCUUGGCCAGGGCACUCUUGUUAAUGACAUUCUUAAUCCCAAUGAGGUUUAAUACAUUAAAAUAAAUAAAUAAAAGGUUUCUACAAGUCUGCAAAAUCUCCAAUCUAAAGACACAGGUUUCCAAAUACUGCUGAUCUGCAUGCCUAUGUUUACCAUGUGAUGCUAUCUACUGCUUUGUGGUAUUCUAUUGUAUACGCUGGUUAAGUACACAGUCAUGCUUAUGUAAUGUUCACCAGCCAUUUUAAACUGAUGUGA